AUGACAUUAGUCUGUUAUACAUCGAAUAAUCUGCAAACGUUAGAACAAUGUGCACGUCAAUGCAAAGUUUGUGGCGCUCCUGCUUUACAUUCAUACUAUGGUGUCAUUUCAUGUUCACCAUGUAGAAUGUUUUUCAAACGAAAUGCCAUAACAGGACAAAAACGUUUUAAAUGUGAUUUUUUUGAUCAAUGUGAUGUUAAUAUUAAUAAUCGCCGUAUAUGUUCUUCGUGUCGACUUGCUAAGUGCUUUACAAGUGGAAUGCAAUCUGAUUUGAUUCGAUGUCCUUUAUCAAAAAAAAUCACAUCAAAACAAAAACAGAAAAAGGUGUUGGAAUCCAUAACAGAAACAUCGAAUAUUUUGCAGAGCAUACAAGAACAAAACCAACAACAGCAUUUACCAACAUUGAACCUUUUAGAAUCAGACAAUUCAACAUUAUAUACCAGUCAAUGGACGCUUUUAUCUAAUUUAUUUUAUAGUUAUGAUGAAAGUAAACUUCUUUUGAUUGCUCAACAAUUGAUGAACGAAAAUAAUCUUGAAAAAUCUAUGAAAUCUAUCGAUUCAACACUUCCAAAACAAUUUUUCAUGAAAGCUUAUGAAACAUCAGGAAACUAUCUCAAUUCUAAUGGUGAUCUUUGUAGGUUAUCAUCUGAUAAUCGUUAUGCUUUUCUUCGUAAUGCUGCUGAAAGUGUGCAUUGCAUAGGUACAAUAUUUAGUUGGAGUCGAUCUCAAGUUUACAAGUGUAAAUAUUUUAUAAAUAUUUGUAUUGACCUUUAUGGACGAGAUUCAAUAGAUAUGAUUGAACAUAUAUUAAAAUAUAUGGAUUCAGAUAUUGUGAUCUGUAAACUAGCAUUAUCACUAUUUACUUUCUCUACUAAUAUUACAAUAUCUUCUUCAAUUGCAACAAUAAACCCAAUAAACACACUUGAAAUCUUUCAUAUUCAGAAUACUUAUGCAGAAGUAACAUGGAAAUAUCUGCUUUAUAAAUAUGGAUUUUAUCAAUCUAUUCAACGAUUUAUAAAUCUUAUUCAAUUUUUUUUGGCUGCGACGGAUGCUUUAUAUAAAGUACAAUAUAUUGAGAAACAUGAGAAUGAUAUUGAAUUGCUUGUUGAAAAUGUUGAAUUGGAACUUCUUUUAAAUGAUAUUGAACGCAUCGAUUAA
Messenger RNA from Rotaria sp. Silwood2, 1158 nucleotides. NCBI's taxonomy places the organism in Eukaryota, Metazoa, Rotifera, Eurotatoria, Philodinida, Philodinidae. The record is from the annotation of a GenBank genome assembly.